Mercenaria mercenaria is the source of this 4026-nucleotide messenger RNA. RefSeq names its product aquaporin-8-like. Gene Ontology annotation, cellular component: plasma membrane. The coding region runs from base 183 to 986 and encodes 267 amino acids. The record is from RefSeq and is a predicted model, not a curated record. Gene Ontology annotation, biological process: transmembrane transport. The transcript has 5 exons. Lineage: Eukaryota; Metazoa; Mollusca; Bivalvia; Venerida; Veneridae. Gene Ontology annotation, molecular function: water channel activity.
AGUUUAUUAUAUAGAAUAUAAGACACAUGACUUUAUCAGAUAAAAUUCUCACAAUGUAGAUAUGACUGUUGUAUAGAUUAGAGUGCGCUAUAUAAUAUGAUGUAACUCACUCGGACCACUGGUGCCAGUGACUCGGACGGACGUAUUUUAGUAAACUUUGCGGACGGACGGUAAAGAACAGUAUGGCUGAUACGGAAUAUUUGAUAAAUAGAAACAAUUCAGUCUCGAGGGAAUCUGAAGGGUCCUUUGAUAGAAUAUGGAGGCCUAUAAUAGCGGAAAUGGUUGGUGUGACACUGUUUGUGUUUGUUGGAUGUUGUGCGUUGGUCAGUGGGAAUAUUACCAGCGCGGCCUUGGGACAUGGACUCACUAUUGCCCUACUUAUCAUGGGUUUGGGUGAAAUAAGUGGUGGACAUUUCAAUCCUGCCGUUACGUUAGGAGUUACAUUGGCUGGUGGGCUACCAAUAUUCCUUGCUCCUGGUUACAUUAUUGCACAAAUAGUGGGUGGGGUACUUGGAGCUUCUCUGGUCAGGGGUACUUUACCAAAAGGCGUGUAUUCUAUGAUAGGGGGAGGGGUUCAUCACCUUGGGAAGCUGGAUGUCUCUGCUCCAGAAGCGUUACCGAAAUUUGAAAGUGUAGAGCCAGGCUGGGGGUUGCUAAUAGAAAUGGUGUUGACUACAGUUCUUGUAUUUACAGUGCUGAUGUCAGCUGUAAAUCCGAAAACCAAGACUUCGUUGGCGCCUCUGGCUAUAGGGUUCGCCGUGGCUGUGGACAUCAUGGCCGGGGGUGUAUUGACCGGAGCUUCAAUGAACCCAGCUAGAGCCAUAGGACCGGCAAUAGUGGCAAGUGCGGUUUUAGACAAUGCUUGGGAAUACCAUUAUAUAUACUGGGUUGGUCCGAUUCUCGGUGCCAUUUUGGCAGCUUUAUUAUACAAACUUUUAUUCACUACUGUGAAUCAACGUUGGAUAGCUCGGGCAGAAUCUAUGUGACAACAAAAAGAUGUAAAGAUAUUUCAUAUAUCUGGCCAGAUUGAUAAUUAAAUAUUCAUAUGACGAGGACUUACUCUUCGGAAAUGCAUGUUUUUCGCAUAAUUCAUGGCACAUUUGCGUAGCUACGCUGAGACGCUCGGAGGCAGUUGUCUCAGGGUUUGGAUUUUAUGUGAAAUGUGUAUGUAGAGCAGGCCCUAUGACCUCUCUUAAAGGGUCAGAACAAUUGGUACAUGUCUUAGGGGUAAGCCUCGGUGACUGUCUUGGUUCUAGCUAUGUCUCUGUGUCAUUAAGUACAAGAUUAGUAAACUUACCAGUCAGCAUAAAAUUAAGUAACCUCAACAGUCGAUAUCUGUAAUGUACUAUGAUAAACGUCAUAAAACUUGCUUGUUGAAUAAAACUGAGACAUCGUGUGAUUUUAUUGAGAGAAAAAAAAAGAAAUAGAACAUCACAGGCAGCGACCUCGACUGCACGCGCCUCUUUGCCACGUGUCUACGCUUAAUUUCACGUCAAACAUUGUUCCUGUUCUUUAACCUUGACACUGAGUGUGACAUGUUAAGUGAUUAUCGCUGCUUCUUUUUAUAUAUUGAUAACAAAAGUUUCAAUAAAGUGGUUUGCUUUAGAAAAUGUUUUUGUCCGACUUUCGAUAGCUUAUGAACAUGCUGGGUUUCAGAGCAACUUCACCUUACCUUCUGUACAACUACGUGCUGUAGACAACUUCCCCACUUGACACGAGUAACUAGUACAUGUGUUUUCGCGGGAUCAAAGUUGUUUUAGAAAAGUUAUCUCUCGGUCAAAUACAUAUUUAUUUCUAUUCAAGUAAUGCGUUAAAGUUUAAAGAGUAAACUAUGGGAAUACGGAAUUCACUUCUUUAAGGAGCAAGUAAAUGGACAAUACCUUUAUUUGAACAAAUCCUUUUAAUUAAUAAUUCAACCUAGCUUAUUCAACAUAAUACUCAACAUAUUCUCCUCACUGAAUCUUACGAUGGCAAAAAAAGGCGAAGUGACCGAGUUGGCCAUGUCAAUUUAAAAAGAAAAAAUAACGAAAUUACCAGUGGUGUAAUUUUUUUAUUGGUGAAAUUAAAAAAAAAUCAAAUCACAUGUCUUUUCUAGAUUAAGUACUCAAGUACGGAAGAGCAUAAGUGCCAGGUGUGUGUUAGUUAUUAAAUCGAAACUUUGAUAUACUAUCUCGAAAACCAGCCACCAUAUAUAGAUGUGUAUGUAUAGGUCAAGGCCACGAUCAGGUACAUUGGGUAGCCCUAGCGGAUCAUAGUUGACCAGUGUUUCCUUUUAAUAAUACCAUUAUUUAGAGUAUUAUUAAGUCUGAAACGUUGUCAACCCAGUUCGAACGCUACGGUAAGGAGUCAUAGGACCUUGCUACCGUUCGAGACCUUCAGUAGAAUUAAAAACUUAAAAAAAGUAAAUUUAGGCAACUUUUGAAAUAAACCUUUUACACAAUAUUUCCCCUGAUUAGAGCAAUUAUUUGCAGUAAAAAACAGUCAAUGCUUUCGAUGUGAUAUGUAAUGUAGAAAACAAAAUCUAUUCUGUGCAUUUACCUCUUGUACAUGUAUUAAUUCGUUAAGUAAAUAAAACAUUUAUUCUGUACAUUUACCUGAUGGUAUAUAUCUAUUAAUUCCUUAUGUAGAUAGAACUAUUUGUUACGUGCAUUUAUCACUUGGUGAUGUACAUUCAUUAGUUUGUUACGUUAAAAACACGAAGACAAUUUAUUCAGUUCAUUUACUAGUUUGUGACGUAAUUUUUAUCAAUACAAAAAAAUUGUUCUGUACAUUUACUCCAAUUGUAUAGGAACAACAGCGGUUUGUGCAUUAAGAUGUAAUUACCUAAUCUGCUGUAAAUAAAGUUGACACACUGACCGCCAGCUGUGUUCUUCUCACCCUAAAUGCACGGAAAUAUUGUCAUAUUUUGAAACAUCUUAUGAUGGUGAUGCUGUUAAAUGAAAUUUUGAGUCAGUUUUUUACAGUAAGACGCUAAGCUUUCCUGAUGGGACAGGUGGAGGACUCAAUGAUAAGCAGUUUUCAAAGUCCACUGGGUUUGAAUUGCUUUGAAUAUCUGUCUUCCCCUCUGUGUCUUCGGGCCUCUUAUUCCUCCUUUGUGUCUUCGGGCCUCUUAUCCCCCCUCUGUGUCUUCGGGCCUCUUAUUCCUCCUCUGUGUCUUCGGGCGUCGUGUCUUUGGGCCUCUUAUUCCUCCUCUGUGUCUUCGGACGUCGUGUCUUCGGGCCGCUUAUUCCUCCUCUGUGUCUUCGGGCGUCGUGUCUUCGGGCCUCUUAUUCCUCCUCUGUGUCUUCGGGCCACUUAUUCCUCCUCUGUGUCUUCGGGCCUGUUAUUCCUCCUUUUUGUCUUCGGGCCUUUUAUUCCUCCUCUGUGUCUUCGGGCCUCUUUUUCUUCCGCCUGCUGCAAAUGCAUUAAAAGCUUUAGAUCUUACUUUCAUUAGCAUUUCUGUGGUUUUGUAUAUCAUUCCUUGUGUCACCAUUAUGUAUGUUAGGGGUUUUCCUGGUUAACUUAAUUAAAUACUAUCCGCAUUGUGGGAACCGGUUUUAACUUCGCAGUGGUGUUUUGCCAAUGGCCGUUCCAGGAAGAUGACCAACGUUUUCCUCAUUUGUUUGUCUUAUUGUUUCUUUGUCAAUGUUUUAUAUUAUAUAUUUCAUGUGUAUACAUAUAUACAUGUAUACACAUCUAUAUGGUUUCGUUUUAGUAGAGGGAUGUGUUGUUAAAACGUGACUGUUUCCACAGGAUGUCUUCUAAUGCUUUAAUGAUUUUUAUAGCAAAAACACUGAAUUAAUUAAUUAAACCAAACAAUUUUAAACUGUAUAAUAUUUGGAAAACAACUUAUGUAGUUGCAUUCCUUAAAUGGAUUUAUUAUAUACAUUCUAAGCCAUGAACUAGGUAUGAGAAACAUUUCCACGGCACAAAGUUACGUUUCAAAAGUGUAGCAUAGUGCAUUUAUAUUCAUUGUUUUUCUGAACUAUUCUCAUGCAUAUCAUUGAGUAGCGACUUCGGUACCAUUUGGAGGAAAUAGCGAAAUGG